AGAGCAUAUUAUCCAUUUUAUACCAUCUCCCAAUGUUAAAUAAGCCAAUUUUGCUAAAUUUUCGAGUUGGUAAUUAAAAAAAAUUUUUUCUAAAACUGCGUCGUUCCUAAAAAAACAUUUCCUCAACGGACGAGGUGGCCGAGUGGUUAAGGCGUUGGACUGCUAAUCCAAUGUGCUCUGCACGCGUGGGUUCGAAUCCCAUCCUCGUCGUAUUUUUUUGUUUUUCAACACUGUAUUUUAACAUUCUUUCUAUAAUAAUAUUAAUUUCAAUUUAUUUAUUUUUAUUUUUAGAUUUCGAAUUUUUUCAAAGGAAGAAGAAGAAGAAAAAGAAGCAACGAGACUCCGUGGGUAGCAAAAUUGGGUACAAUGUCUGCCGAAGAAUUGAAUACUUUUCGUACUUUACGAGAAAUUUUCUUCGAAAACGGACAACGCAUGGAUUACAAGAAAAGGAAGCAUUGCUUGAAGCCCAGACGUCGAUACAUAUAGUUCUCGAUAUCUGCCUUACCAACAAAACUUAUACACAAGUUGACAUAAGUUUUCCAAAGUUAAGAGACGUGAUUAUGCAUUCUGUCAGAGCUCUCGGAUAA
Leptopilina heterotoma is the source of this 587-nucleotide messenger RNA. RefSeq lists its product as uncharacterized. The record is from RefSeq and is a predicted model, not a curated record. The transcript has 2 exons. Lineage: Eukaryota; Metazoa; Arthropoda; Insecta; Hymenoptera; Figitidae. Bases 171 to 587 code for a protein of 138 amino acids.